CGCCGCUCAUUGGUCUAUGUCAAAUACAAAACGUUUGGAGAACGUCCACCGGAUCACAGUCAAGAUGAGUUUGAGAAAGCAGACCCCGAGUGACUUCCUGAAGCAGAUCAUUGGGAGACCUGUGGUCGUCAAACUAAACUCUGGUGUCGAUUACAGAGGUGUCCUGGCCUGCCUGGAUGGCUACAUGAACAUUGCCAUUGAGCAGACAGAGGAGUAUGUCAAUGGGCAGCUCAAGAACAAGUAUGGAGAUGCUUUUCUAAGAGGAAACAAUGUUCUGUACAUCAGCACCCAGAAGAGGAAAGUUUAGUGAAGCUCCUUUUGUGUUUGUGUUUAUUUGAUGCGUCAGUGGACAAUUGUCCUGUGUUUUUGGUUCUGUAUAGCCUGAAGUCCUGAAGAAUGUUUGUUUUUGUAAAAGUGGAAUACAUUAAUAAAUCCUGAGUUUUCAUCUUU
Messenger RNA from Seriola aureovittata, 450 nucleotides. RefSeq names its product LSM6 homolog, U6 small nuclear RNA and mRNA degradation associated (gene lsm6). The record is from RefSeq and is a predicted model, not a curated record. Gene Ontology annotation, biological process: mRNA splicing, via spliceosome; maturation of SSU-rRNA. Gene Ontology annotation, cellular component: P-body; nucleolus; U4/U6 x U5 tri-snRNP complex. Gene Ontology annotation, molecular function: RNA binding. Lineage: Eukaryota; Metazoa; Chordata; Actinopteri; Carangiformes; Carangidae. The transcript is spliced from 4 exons. The coding region runs from base 17 to 307 and encodes 96 amino acids.